Debaryomyces fabryi is the source of this 2046-nucleotide messenger RNA. RefSeq lists its product as uncharacterized. Gene Ontology annotation, molecular function: protein binding. The record is from RefSeq and is a predicted model, not a curated record. Bases 1 to 2046 code for a protein of 681 amino acids. The transcript has a single exon. NCBI's taxonomy places the organism in Eukaryota, Fungi, Ascomycota, Pichiomycetes, Serinales, Debaryomycetaceae.
AUGGGUGCUUUUAAUUAUAAUGAUAACUCUAUCGAGGGCGAUGUUUACAUUCAGAGAUUAUCAACAUAUGUCAGAAGAAAUGAAGAAGCAUUGGCUAAUGGAUUAAUGUGUUUCUCAAAGAACCGGUCAAACCCAAAUGUCAAGCCCCUAAGAUUAAGCUUUACUAUCCACCAUCUUUAUUAUAUUACAGAGAGAAUUGAGUCAUCCCCUCUCGGAGUUGACGUUGGCCCGCUUAAUAUUAAGCUUGAUAAUCCAAAUCAUGUACCUACUUUUAUUUCAUUCAUGGCGAAUAACGCCAGAUCAUCAAGGCAUUUUGAAAGUGAUGCCAAGUCUAUCACUUCAAUCAAUUCCAUGAGGUCCAUCGUAUCUAGUGCGUCCGUGUACUGGCGAUCGUUUGCGUUUAGUAAAGAUCCGAAAGUCAUUAAUAAGGAUUUAAGAUAUUUGUAUUCGUCAUUUACAAAGAUUCCAUGUUUGAUUUUAACACCAAAGACUAAGAUAAACAGCAUUACUUCCUAUGAAGAAUAUCCAUGUGAUACGUCAGUUCCGAUAAAGAUGUUCAAAAAUUUACAGGUAUUGGAACUUGUAGAUUACGAACCUAAUGAAAUAUUUGGCUGGAACAUACUUAGUGAACAAUUAAGAGUAUUGAUUAUUAAAGAUUCAAAAAUCUCUGAUAUUGGGGAAAUCCUAUUUAAUUUAGUCAUAGAUGAUGAAAGUGGAAGAUCAUCUUUUAACUUCCAUAAGCCUUCAAGAAAACAAACGCAAGAUGCUGAUACAUCAUAUGCAGAUAAUGACUUCCAACCUUUCAAUCAUAAUAGUAGACAGGGCAUUAAAAGAGAAAGAUCUAAAACAACUGGAGCAGGCUCCGCACCCAAGGAUUUGUUGUACAGCGAUACUAAUUUAACAAGAUUUGGACAAGAUAAUACCUCAGACUCACCUGAUAAAGACUACUAUUCUUUAUCGGAUGGGAAGUGGUCAGUUUUGAAGCAAUUAACAGUUUCAGAAACUUCCAUAACAUCCAUACGUCCAUAUGUUUUCAAACCAUUAGGUAAUUUGGUCAAAUUGAAUUUAUCAAAUAAUUUAUUAGAAAGCUUACCAGAAGGCUUGGAUCAAUUGCAUAAUAUUAAAUAUAUUAACUUCGCCGAUAACUAUAUUACUGAUCUAAAAGCUUUGCCAAAAAAUCUUAAAUAUUUGUCCACUAUUAACUUCAACAAUAAUAAAUUGAAAAGCUUGGCGGGUCUAGAAAACUUGUGCUCGUUAGAGAAAAUUGACUUGAGAAGAAAUGAUUUAAAGGAUAUCAAAAGUUUAAAACCAAUCAUUUUACAAUUUAUAAAAAACCCUGAAAAAUUCACGAACGUUUAUCUAGCAAAUAACGCUUUGCCCAAGAAUUAUAGAAUCGAGUUAUUUAACUUAUUCAAUGGAGUUAAGUAUAAAAAUAACAUGAAAAUAGAUGAUUCAAAACCUGGAUACUUUGAAAGUGCGCUAUUAUUAGACGCCGAAGGCGCCUUUAAAUCUUUGGAAAAGCUAUUUGGUUACAUCAAUGAUACAAAUAAAUACACAAAAGAACUAUCCCUCCCCCUUAUAUCAACAAAAGUCUUUGCUGGAUUCGAAAAGGAGAGGGGGAAAGAUGCGGAAAUUCAAACCCUUGUUGAUCCCUUAGCUACAAUGAAUUUAAUUUCUGAAAGCGAUGACAAUUUGAGAGCCAGAAAGGUCGAUAUUUCUCAUAUAAUGACUAUGAAUACAAUGUCGCCUAUUCUCCUGUCUGAUUCAACUAGCAUUAUUUCUGCUUCGUCGAAGCUUCCUACGCCCAAUUCCCCAUUAUACAAUAACCAAAACUUAACUAACAAGCAACCCACUCCUGACACUUCUUAUACUGCCAAGCCAACCAUAUCUACACAAACUGUGAGUGUCAGUUCCACUCCACCAGUACCAACUUCAUUGAAAAGGUCCACUACCUUAAGCCAAUUAGACAUAGAAUCACCAUCAUCCAACAAUGCUGCUCCUGGUAUUAUAACAAAUGUUCAAGUCACUGCCAGAAUGAGUACCUGA